This is a messenger RNA of Penicillium diatomitis, 1206 nucleotides long. Its product is annotated as 4-hydroxyphenylpyruvate dioxygenase family protein. The record is from RefSeq and is a predicted model, not a curated record. Lineage: Eukaryota; Fungi; Ascomycota; Eurotiomycetes; Eurotiales; Aspergillaceae. Gene Ontology annotation, biological process: L-tyrosine catabolic process. The coding region runs from base 1 to 1206 and encodes 401 amino acids. Gene Ontology annotation, molecular function: 4-hydroxyphenylpyruvate dioxygenase activity. The transcript is spliced from 4 exons.
AUGGCUCCAGUAGCGAUCUCGCCCCCUCCAUCGACCACCGGUGAAGACUCCAUCGCCAGCUAUCGUGGUUACGACCAUGUCCAGUGGUACGUGGGCAACGCAAAGCAAGCGGCCAGUUACUACAUCACUCGGAUGGGAUUUAAGCGCAUUGCCUACCGUGGUCUCGAGACUGGCACGCGUCAUCUCUGCUCCCAUGUCAUCCGCAACGGCGAUAUCACUUUCAUCCUCACCUCGCCCCUACGAUCUCUUGACCAGAUUGAGCGUUUCUCUUUCGAGGAGCAAGCCCAGCUGCGUGAGAUCCACCACCACCUUGAGCAGCACGGUGAUGGUGUAAAGGAUGUCUCUUUCGAAGUCGACGACGUCGAGGCUGUUUACUAUGCUGCUGUCAAGAAUGGUGCCAAGUCUGUCUCCAAGCCUCGUGUGCUCGAGGACGAGCACGGCCAUGUCAAGGUUGCUACUAUUCAGACAUACGGUCAGACCACACACACGUUGAUUGAGCGUGGCCAGUAUCACGGUGCUUUCAUGCCUGGGUUCCGUCUUGAGCAGAACCCUGAAGAUCCCGUGGAGAAGUUCUUGCCUGGUGUCAAGCUUCGCCGCAUCGAUCACUGUGUGGGCAACCAGGACUGGGACGAGAUGGAUAAGAUCUGUGAAUAUUACGAAAAAGCCCUUGGUUUCCACCGCUUCUGGUCAGUGGACGACAGCCAAAUCUGCACUGAAUUCUCCGCUCUGAAGAGUAUCGUCAUGGCUUCCCCUAACGAGAUCGUCAAGAUGCCAAUCAACGAGCCGGCCAAGGGCAAGAAGCAAUCCCAAAUCGAAGAAUAUGUCGACUUUUACAACGGCGCCGGCGUGCAACACAUCGCUCUCUUGACCGACGACAUCAUUCGCGACAUCACCAACCUAAAGGCCCGAGGUGUCGAAUUCAUCAAGGUUCCCGAGACAUAUUACACCGAUAUGCAGGCCCGUCUGAAGGAGUCUGGUCUCGUGCUCAAGGAGGACUUUGAGACUAUCCGUAGCUUGGAUAUCCUGAUUGACUUUGAUGAGGGCGGUUAUCUUCUUCAACUCUUCACCAAGCAUCUCAUGGACCGUCCUACCGUCUUCAUCGAGAUCAUCCAGCGUCACAACUUCUCCGGAUUCGGUGCCGGCAACUUCAAGUCGCUCUUCGAGGCGAUCGAACGCGAACAGGCCCUCCGUGGAAACCUUGUCUAA